AUGAGCUUCCACUUUACCGGCGCAGGUCGUGCAAGAGCACCUGUCACUCUCGGUGGUACCUCAACGUUAUCCGCAGACCCUGCGGGCAGUGCAAGGGCGCAACGCCUCGAACGUGAGCAGCAAAGACGUAAACAAGUGGCCUCUGUUCGAAUACAAUCGCAGACCCGGCGUAUCUUACAGUCUCGGCAAGUCAGGUCACAAUGGCAGCACCAGGCUCAGCAGCUCCUGGAACAUGUUGAAGCAGAGCCGUCGGCGUUGCCAGAACUCAUUCUCGGUACCCGAACCUUGCUACUCAGUCUCGGCCCGGCUUCGAGAAAGAUGGACGAGUCAGAUUCUCGGCUUUUUCAAAGCUGGCUUCGGCUCGUCUCCAAACCCACCGAUGGCAAGCACCUUGUCUUUCUUCCAUUUCAAAACGCACAUCAGAUCCACACGCUCGCCGACAGCUGGCCCUCGCUGCUGCGCUUGGCCUGCAAACAUGCUCUUCGGUUCCUUGCCACAACAGCAGCAUCCAGAGGCAGCUCUGCAUCUGCAGCAACAUUCCCGUCCAGUCUAGACAUGGAAAUUCUCGCUUUUCUCGGCCUCAUCACAGGCGUAAACGCCCAAUCACCUGCCAAUUCCAUCUCGUCGGCCAAGCAUGACCAGACAUUGGCCGACUCGCUUCUGUCUCUUCUUCUCGAUCUCGGCCUGCAUCGCACCCUUCGUAAUCACAUCAUCUCCUUUACCGUUCAACAAAAGACGACGGCUACAAGUCUGUCAUCAGCCGUUUCGCUAUCACUGGCGCCCAUUCACUCCUUCAAACUCGCUUAUACCUCCUCUGCGGCCAAAGUGGCACAAGCUGCAACACAGGACGAUGCUAUGGAUAUAGACAAAGAUGUGCAGCGACGGCAAUCAGACAGCUCUGCCCUCGGCCAGAGAGCACUGCACUUCUUUGCUAUUGACAUCAUGACGAUUCCUGCGCUGCGCAAGCGUCUGCCUCUGAACGCCGUCACCGAACUGGCCAAGCAUUUGCCUUUCACCGAUCUGCUCGACUGGAUUACCAUAUUUGAGCCAAAACAUGUACGAUCCGACCAAGUCGACCAUGCGUGCCCUGCCUCGAGCAGUGCAGCAGAGGCAGCUCAAGCUCUCUCUCAGCCUUACUUGCUCUCCAACCUGCUAGCAUUCGGCUCUCAACGUAUCUCGUUCAUAAAGGACGGCGCUUCUCUGGCAAAGUACCUUCAGGCGCUCACCAAUGCCCAAGACUGGCUUCCAAGCUCUGUCUUUGAAGCGCCUCCUGGCAACGCAGGCGCCCUUCCGGCCACUAGCGCGCCCGGCACAUUCUCUUGCAGCAGCAAUGAUCGCAAGGCUGCACGGUCAGAUGCGCUCGAGACCUAUGAGAGGCUGCGCAUCCUCAUCUCUGACGACCACCUUACCCAAAUUCUCGCCAUCUCGAAGCGAUUCCCCACAUCUACUCGAGCGCCGCUGUUCGCCUUCAUCUGCUCAGCCCUCUCUGCGUGGCCGACUGAGAAGCAGGACCACGUUCUUAACCGUCUGCUGUACUCUGGAGCAGAAAUGCAAGCCGCCAACCAGGCCGCCAAGCAGGCACGAUCCAUCGGUCCAUCGGGGACCGGCCUCAUUCGAGAGUUCUGGAGAGGCUACGUUCGCGGCAGUGCGCUCGCCCGCAAUUUAGCCUCCGCGCACGAUAAUACCAAAGCGCGUGAGAUCCUUGCUUCUCUUUCGAGACCAGAUACUGGCAAAGAAUGGCCUGCGCUCGUUCUGGUUCUCGAGAUGCUUUCCAAGGUGCUCCUCACGCUUGGCGAUGACGAGUUCUUUUCGACCGUGGACGAAAAUUUCGGCGGUGGCGCUCGUUCAAAUGUGGCCUGGCUCUCGCGCGACGAAAUCCUGAGCAUCAGCGGCCUUUUGCGCAACGUAGCAUUUGCUAUGUAUUGGUACGAGGGCAAAUCUCGGCUGGUUAACCUCGACGGUGGCGAUAUGGGAGGCAUCAAGGUUCAGGGUUACACCCCGCGAGUGCCUGGCAUGCGAAUGACGCUUUUGUCGCUUCGAACGCUGGUGACCACCUUGCUCAAGCAGCUGCAUUCGCGAGACUCGAGGCACCGCUUUGCGCCUACCGAUCAUUGGUUGAUGGUGAGCCAUCUCGAUCUCAAUGAUUUCAUGCGCACCGUCGUGCUCGAGGAGGAGCAGCUCAGCAGCGAACAGCAGCAGCAACAGCAGGAUGAAGGGUCCGCUGGCCCCGCUGCGACUACAACCGAUUCCCUGCAUUCCACCGCGUCUUCAGCAGCGCCGAUGAUCGAGGAUUCUUCCGGAGACGAGGCUUCGAACGAUGAGGAUGACGACAGGCGAUCGCGCCAACCUCUAGCUCGUCUGCAACAGCUGCGCGCGCAGGGCGGCGCCCGAAACCGUCACCUCACCGCGCUCAACUUGGCCUUCCUUUCGCCACGUCUCGGCAUCUUGAACAAUGUGCCGUUCAUGAUCCCCUUUGACGUGCGCGUGCAGAUCUUCCGCCAAUUCGUCAAUAUCGAUGCAGUGAAAAACGGCAUCUACGCGGACCGGUACCAACGACGACGAGCUGUGAAAAUUCGACGAGAUCAUGUGGCGCAGGAUGGAUUUGUCAGCUUGUUUCCCCUGGGUGCUGAACUCAAGAAGCCGCUCGAGAUCAUCUUUGUCGACCAAUUCGGCCAACCGGAAGCUGGCAUUGACGGCGGCGGAUUGUUCAAAGAGUUUCUCACGUCGCUGGUGCGAGAAGCAUUCGACACGAAUCGCGGACUGUGGAAGGCAACAGAUGCUCAGGAGCUGUAUCCGAACCCGCACACGUACGCAACAUCGUCGGACCAACUCGAGUGGUACGAAUUUCUUGGGCGUGUGAUUGGCAAGGCGCUGUAUGAAGGCAUCUUGGUCGACGCCAAAUUUGCCGGCUUCUUCUUGUCGAAAAUGCUUGGCAAGCAGUCGUACCUUGACGACCUGGGCUCGAUCGAUAGCCUGGACAAGGAGCUGUACAAGGGUCUCAUCUCGCUCAAAAAUUACCAGGGCAAUGUGGAAGACCUUUCGCUCAACUUUACUGUUACUGACGAGGAGUUUGGCGUCAGCAUGACGCGCGAGCUGGUGCCUGGCGGCGCCAACAUCCCUGUCACCAAUCUUAACCGGAUGGAGUACAUCUUCCGCAUCUCACACUAUCGACUUUCGACGCAGAUCCAGCAUCAGUGCACUGCCUUCUUCAAUGGUUUGGCUGACAUUGUCAACCCUCGCUGGCUGCGAAACUUCAACCGCGAAGAACUGUCAAUCCUGAUCUCAGGCACCGAGGAUCCGGUGGACAUUGACGAUCUGCGUAAGCACACCGUGCUCGGUGGAUACCACGAAGCGGAUCUGACAGUGCAGCAUUUCUGGAAGGUAUUGGAAGGGUUCGACCAGCGCAUGCGCAAGGCUUUCCUCAAGUUUGUCACCAGCUCGCCCAAUCCGCCGCUGCUCGGAUUUAGUCAGCUGAACCCGCUGUUUGCGAUCAGAAAGGCGGGCGAUGAUACGAGCAGGCUGCCGACGGCGAGCACGUGUGUAAACAUGUUGAAGCUCCCCGAUUAUGCGGAUGAACAGACGUGCGAAGAUAAGCUCAGGUAUGCGAUCCAGAGCGAAGCUGGGUUUGAUCUGUCCUGA
Mycosarcoma maydis (corn smut) is the source of this 3639-nucleotide messenger RNA. RefSeq lists its product as uncharacterized. The record is from RefSeq and is a predicted model, not a curated record. NCBI's taxonomy places the organism in Eukaryota, Fungi, Basidiomycota, Ustilaginomycetes, Ustilaginales. Gene Ontology annotation, molecular function: ubiquitin protein ligase activity. Gene Ontology annotation, biological process: ubiquitin-dependent protein catabolic process; protein polyubiquitination. The transcript has a single exon. Bases 1 to 3639 code for a protein of 1212 amino acids.